This is a messenger RNA of Pseudopodoces humilis (Tibetan ground-tit), 534 nucleotides long. Lineage: Eukaryota; Metazoa; Chordata; Aves; Passeriformes; Paridae. The record is from RefSeq and is a predicted model, not a curated record.
CCUCCCCCACAGCCCCCCCGGGCUCACGUCUCCACCGUCGACGCCAACGAGAGCGAGGAGGUUCGGCAGUUCCGGCGCCUCUUCACCCAGCUGGCCGGGGAGGACAUGGAGGUGAGCCCCACCGAGCUCAUGAACAUCCUCAACAGGGUCGUCACCCGCCAUCCCGACCUGAAGACGGACGGCUUCGGGCUGGACACCUGCCGGAGCAUGGUGGCCGUCAUGGACAGCGACACCACCGGGAAAUUGGGGUUCGAGGAGUUCAAAUACCUCUGGAACAACAUCAAGAAGUGGCAGUGUGUGUACAAACAAUUCGACACCGAUCGCUCGGGGACCAUCGGACCCCAGGAGCUGCCGGGGGCCUUCGAGGCCGCAGGAUUCCGGCUGCCCCCCCCGCUUUGGGGGGUUUUGGGGCGUCGUUACGGGGACGAGGGGGGGAACCUGGACUUCGACAACUUCAUCAGCUGCCUCGUGCGCCUCGACGCCAUGUUCCAACCCGAUCUAGAACGUUCUAGAACCCAGCCUAGAACGCUCUAG